AUGUCCACCGCCGUCUUCGAACUGUUUGGUAAGCUCGCCGGGGUGGCCACUACCGGCCAGCAAGGGGCCCCAUCUGCCCUCGAGAUGGCACCACCGCAGAUGCUCCUGCCGACAGACGAGGAGUGUGUGCUGUACGGGCAGAAGAAGCCGAUCGUGUUCUUUUACGAGCCACGGGGAGCGCAGCAGCUUGCCAGCGGCGCGGCAGAUGGCAACUCCGGACCCGGUGCCGGCGCGGCUCUCACUUCAAGCAGUCGCACAAGUUUAUUGCAAGGGUGGCCAGUGGAGUUGUCUGCAGCGCAGCUGGCGUCCCCGGGGACGGCGGUGCAUGCACUCCGCGUGACGAAUGCCGAGGAUGACCUACACAAGACGCUGUCAACACAGGAGGUGUGGGCUGACUGGCCGCAGACCAUCCGCGGCUGGCAACUCUGCCCCAUGAGUCAUCUGUGCGCUGUGGUGUGCAUCAACGGUGCAGCUCCGCAUGUGUAUCUGCUGGCCUCGCGCUACGAACUGGUGGGCACCUCCGCUGUGUACGAGCGAUACCUGCUGCUGAGGCCGCCGUCGAAGGACAGCGGCCGUGACGCAGCAUCUAAUGUUUUGGCGCCUGCGACGACGGCAGCGGACUCGGCGUCCAUCAGUGUCACCGAGUUGCGCACCCUGCGGCGUAUCGCCUGCCUCUGCCGAUGUUUCUGCAGUAGCGGUGCGGAGGCGCAGCCACGCACAGCGCGGUCACGCGGUGUCGGCAGCGAUACGCUCGCGCCGCCGCCACCGCUGCCGGACUACGUUCUCCACCUGGUGCCCACCUCCCUUCAGUACACCUUCUGCUUCGCCGCGACGGCACUGCUGAGUGCGGCAGACGAGGAACGCUGCCAGUCGUGGGCCAUGACAGCGACGUCGUUGAGCCGGCUAAAGUUCAGCUCGCGCUACCAGUCUUGCUCGACGACCGAGGCAGCCAACACCUCCGGCGCACUCUCCGAUGGCGGACACACGACAUACUUCGAGUCCGCGACGCAGUCGCGUGACCGCAGUACCUCUGCGGUGCGCGUGGUGGAGGGCGGCGUCGGCACGACGAGCGCCUCUGGCGCUGGCUUCAGUGAGGACCCCCGGUCAGCGCCGUCGACGCCGGCGCGGCCGCUGCUCGCGAUGAGUCGCAUGGAUGAGCAGCGUGGUGACGCGCUCCAGAGAGCGAGUCACCACGAGGACAUGCACCAAGAUGGCGAAGGCAAUCUGGAGGAGCGCCUUCCGCCAUCGCAGCGGUGGCGAGCCAUGGCGCUCCGUCGCCUUCUCGACACGUCCUUCUACGAUGAACAGGUGCCAGCCGGGUGGCGGCGCUGGCGCUACGCGUCGAGUGGCAUUCUGUGCCGCCCCCUCGUGGUCGACUCACUUGACGGCAUCGUCCGCUACAUCCACGGCAGCCGUCUCGCCUUCUACACGGCAGUCGCAUUUCUCGAUCGGUUCAUCGCCGUUACGGUGGACCCCCUCGCCAACUUCUUCGCCUACAAACGCCAGGUCCAGCGGGGUCGCUCGCGGCAGGAGAUGGACUGCCGAAUGCUGGCGAUGCACGGCACGAGGCCUACCGACCCGCCCAUCGCCGCUGAGCUCCGCACCGAGCAGCUGUUCGACAACGGUCUCGACGGUGGUGUGCAGACGCGCGAAAUCUGCAGCUUUCUGACGCAGGUCAUCGUCGUGUGCAUCAUGCUCGGUAGCAAGACGGUCGACCUCUACCCCCCGCGUAUUCGCAGUUUGAUGGGCUGCGUCGAGGACACGGCCCCGAUCAGCGAGGAGGACUUCGUGAUCCUCGAGUUCCACGUUCUGCUCACGCUUGGCUUCCCUGUGCACCCCGUCACUCUCUUCGAGGCUGUCGGCGCACUGCUUACCUUCUCGACCAGCGAUGCCCUGUACGGCACUCUCACAGUGUCCCACACGACGCGGCGGCUGCUGGAGGAGCACCAAGACCGCGGCCACCUCGUCGACGACGUUGACCGGCUUAUGCAGGAAGAGGCUGAGGAGGAAGAGGCAGCAGCGGUGGCAGGAAGCUCGCACCCGCACCAAGCCUCACGCGCCACCGCGCUGACACCGGCAGACCGCCGCGCCAUCAAUGAUUGGCUGCGGUUGCGCCUCUUUACGUGCUUCGUCUGCGACGAGGUCAUUCGCGCCAACGCUGGUGGCUCUGCCGCAUCGUCGUCCGUGUCUGCGUCGUCAGCUAGCGACAGCACCCCGCGCCGCCUUGGCGGCUGCGUCAGCAGCAGGAUGGCCGCUGAGGAAGAAAGCAAGUUGCAGGACGGAGGCUUCAGUGUUCUCCAGUUCUCGCCCGUGCUCGUCGCUGCGGCGGCGCUCGUAAUAGCAGCCGAGCAGCUGCGCAUGCCCCUUCCUGCACCGAUGCUGCGACUUGUGCCAGCCCCCAUGCAAGCACGACUGCGCGAAGCCCCGAUCGACGCCAGCACCGACGUCGGUCGCAGCAAUGGCUGUAGCCGUUCCGGACAUGUCAUGGCCGCGUCGCACCGAAGAGGCCAGAACAUGAGCACGUGUGACGUGGCGAUUGAUGAGUCGAACGUGCUGGGACGUGGCGCCAGCGCUGAGGCAAGACACAACGAGGCGUCGACCGGGUUGCGCCUCACGGCGGCCGCCACGGAUGACCACUACAAGGUACUGAUGGAGCUAUCACUACUUCUGGAGCAAGAGCUGAGUCGACUCUCUGACGACAGCGACUUGCAGGGGCCGCCGCCUCUGGCAAGUGUGCCGGCCGCUGGUGCCACGCCCACCUCGACAAAUCUGGAAGAAGAGCAGGUCGGCGCUGGCAGCUGCAGCGCGGCAGCAGUGGCGGGGCCAUCGCCGUGUUUCACCCAUCCCUACACGGGUGCGCUGUCGCGUGGAGGGGCAGCUCGACGAGGAGCGGCUUUAGCCUCUGCUGCGUCGCCACGUGUGCGUCCGGCGAGCGCGCGUGCGAUCGACAUGUUCGGCCGCAUCAUUGCUCAGGUGAAGGCGAUACACCACAGGAGCCGAGAGAGCUGCCCGCCGGUGCUACUGCACCGCUAUCAGCCUCUCUUCCGGGAUGGCGUGUAA
Molecule: messenger RNA, 3060 nt
Organism: Leishmania mexicana MHOM/GT/2001/U1103
Lineage: Eukaryota; Euglenozoa; Kinetoplastea; Trypanosomatida; Trypanosomatidae
Exons: 1
Coding region: 1-3060 (1019 amino acids)
Source: RefSeq, a predicted model, not a curated record